AUGUGGCUUGAUCCCAGUGUUAAAGUACGGAUGGCGGCCUCCUCGGCCCUUGGUCGAACCGGCUGUGGCCAUCGCGUCUAUGCAGAUGUCUUGGCUCGCUUGCAGCUCUUAGUAGACCAACCACAGUCCUCCGACUGGCCCUCGGAUCACCGGACAUACCCGAAGUCUCCCAAAGGAACAAUAAUAGAGACGAAUAGACAAAAUGACUUUGAUGGAAAAAAAAGUCAAAAAGCACGCCAGAUUAUUAAAACACUGGAACUGCUGAAAGAAAUUGGUAAGUUAGAUUAG
Molecule: messenger RNA, 288 nt
Organism: Protopolystoma xenopodis
Lineage: Eukaryota; Metazoa; Platyhelminthes; Monogenea; Polystomatidea; Polystomatidae
Source: the annotation of a GenBank genome assembly